Molecule: messenger RNA, 998 nt
Organism: Ipomoea nil (Japanese morning glory)
Lineage: Eukaryota; Viridiplantae; Streptophyta; Magnoliopsida; Solanales; Convolvulaceae
Product: myb-related protein 308-like
Exons: 3
Coding region: 96-896 (266 amino acids)
Source: RefSeq, a predicted model, not a curated record
UGAAACAUAUUCAAGAAAAAAAAAAAAAAAAAAAAAGUAAAAGGGAUCAGAGAGAGAGAGAAGUACGAACCCAGAAAAAGAAAAAGAGGGAAAAAAUGGUGAAGACUCCUUCGGUUGACAAAAAUGGAAUCAAGAAAGGGUUGUGGAGUAAAGAAGAAGACAAUAAACUAAAAACCUUCAUUGAAAGCCAUGGGCAUAAGAACUGGCGACAAUUGCCUAAAAUUGCCGGUUUGUCACGCUGCGGAAAGAGUUGCAGGCUGCGAUGGAUGAAUUACCUGAGGCCCGGGUUGAAGAAGGGGGGCUUUAGCGUCCAAGAAGAUGAGAUUAUUAUUGGACUACACAACAAGCUUGGAAACAAGUGGUCUGCCAUUGCUGAACUCCUGCCUGGAAGAAGUGACAACGAGAUAAAAAACCACUGGCACACUCAUCUCAAGAAGAGAGCGAAAGAAACCCAGAAACCAGAAGAAUCAAUGGAGUUAUUGCCGCCAACUGCGGAAACCUCAGAAAUUUCAGAUUUCGAGUUCAACCCGCAGGAAGACAUUUUUAACAUUCUUAAUCCUGACGAGGUUUCAUUACCUCAAAACUCACAAACUGUCGAUAAUAUUCCACUGUCCCAGGAAGUAUCUGCGGCUUCCGGUGGCGGCAUAUCGUCAUCGUCGUCUUCAAGCUCAAUCUCCGACUGGAUAAUAGACGACAUCAGCACGAUUUCCUUAGAAUCAUUUAUGGACCCUCUCGAAAGCUUCUGGACUGAACCCUUUGUUGCAGAUACUUUAUUAUACCCCAAAAAUGUGGGUUAUCCUGUCACACUUUUUGAAGGCGAAAACUUUCCAGUACAGACAUCACUACUGGGAGGCGAUAUUGUGCCAACUUACUUUGAAGAUGCCACAUGGUAUUGAUUUUGUGACACCAUGUGGAUGGCAUGUAAUUCAACUUUUUCAAUCGAGUUUAUGAAGUUAAUUUAAAUUUAUAUAUUAAUUAUUAGUGAGUAUUGUUGUGUC